This is a messenger RNA of Plasmopara halstedii, 804 nucleotides long. Its product is annotated as carbonic. Gene Ontology annotation, molecular function: carbonate dehydratase activity; zinc ion binding. The transcript is spliced from 3 exons. Bases 1 to 804 code for a protein of 267 amino acids. The record is from RefSeq and is a predicted model, not a curated record. Lineage: Eukaryota; Oomycota; Peronosporomycetes; Peronosporales; Peronosporaceae.
AUGAAAAUUUUUGUGACUGUUGCCGCUACACUUGCUGCCUGCGCUCAAACGAUCUCCGCUGAUGUUUCAGCUGGACCCACGUGGGGCUACCAUACCAGGGAUGCCAACAUGAUUGACUCCGCAAACUGGGCGAGUGAGUGGGAUUCUUGCGGUGGUGUUCGUCAGUCACCAAUCGAUAUUGCCAUAUCUGGCAUGUGUGGCAAGGGCGAGGCAGUUCCUCUCAAGUUUGGUGGGAGUUGCUCUACGUACAACCUCGCUGAACCCCAUGAACCGCUUGAGGUUGACGUUGUUGGAGGUGAUUGCACUGUAUCUGUUAAAGAUGCCACUUACAACAUGCUUCAAUUUCACUUGCACGCUCCGUCAGAGCACACCAUCAAUGGUAAAGCUUUAGAUGCUUCGAUCCAUUUCGUGCACGCGUCCGAAGAUGGCGAUCUUCUGGUCGUAGGCAUAUUACUAGAAAUCAGUGCUAAGUCAGAUCCCUGGCUUGCACCCCUUCUUGACGCCCUCGAAACCGUCAGCUCGGCUAGUCAAACGGAUGCACUUACGGUGGAGCUUGAAUCGUACUCAAAACUUAUCGUCGAUGCCAGUCAGAACAGCAGCGUCUACAAUUACCCAGGUAGUCUUACAACCCCUAGUUGCAAUGAGACUGUCGACUGGUGGGUGGUGGAAAAAGCGGUAAAAAUUUCGUCCAUCGACUUCGGCCGCCUCCAUCAAGACCUUGUCGAGUACGAGAUCACGGACAACGGCAACAAUGCGCGACCCGCCCAGCCUUUGAAUGGCCGUACUGUUACACGCUACAACUAA